ACGAACUCAGCAUCAAAUAUCUCUACAGCCAAUGGCUAUUAACUUCUCUCCUGACCCCCGAUAUCCAAAAUCAUAACCCCCUACUCCCGUUAUUUUCCACCAGUACUUUCACAUUUUUUGAUCAUUCUACAAAUUUUACCAAAAGAAAACAAGUACACUUUCAUUUCAGUAAGCAACACAACACACACACACACACUAUCACUCUUGUCAUUCUCUGUGCAACUGCUAAAUUCAGAAGCUUGAGAACUCGGGAGAGUAAAUUCGAGAAUCAACAUAGCACCUGGUCAUCAGCUGGCAUGGUUGUAGUUCAGAAGCCUUGUUAAACGUCGUGUAGUAGCCCUUGUAAUGGCCAUUGCUGCAGUUAUUGGACUCUAUGCAGGAAAUAGAAUCCUAAGCUCGUCCUUCUAUUAUUCUGAUCUUACUGAAAAGUUAUCGUCUAGCAGUGAUCACACGUUGACUUGCAAUCCUACAAGAAACGUGAUCAAUGCUAAGAAGUCAUCUAAUUAUAGCCCCAAUUAUGUUUCCAAUAGAAAAACACAAUCUGUUAAGGCUGUUAAGGAGCAUGUAGACGUGGCGUCUGAUCAUUCCGAUAUGGAUCCAUUUGUUCAAAUGUUCAAACAGUUGCAGAAUGAAAGCUGCAGUGAAGAAGAUUCAGUGGAGGUUCUUCUUCUGCUGCAGAAAUCAAUGCUUGAAAAACAAUGGAAUCUUUCAGCUGAAAAGAUAUUGACCACUUUGCCACCAAAUGAGAAGAACUCUAAGAAGAAGAUGGAGAUCACUUGUUCAGGGACAUCUGCUAGGCGGAGGAGAAUGGAUACUCGUAAAAGAGUUCAGAUUCCGAAAAUAUCAGCCGCAGCAAAUAUUGCAAGCAAGCGACUGAGAUCUGUUGUCGGUCCAGAGCUAGUACAAAGCCGUUUAAAAGGUUACAUAAAUGGUGUAGUAAGCCAAGAACUGCUUACACACGCGGAAGUGGUGCAACUAUCGAAAAAAAUCAAAUACGGAAUUUAUUUAGAAGAGCAGAAGUCCAGGCUGGAGAAAAAAUUGGGAUGUGAACCUUCUGACGAUCAACUCGCAGUUUCCUUGAAAAUAUCUCGUGCUGAUUUACGAUCUACAUUGAUAGAGUGUUCCUUGGCUAGAGAAAAGCUUGCGAUGAGCAAUGUUCGUCUCGUCAUGUCAAUUGCACAAAGAUAUGAUAGCAUGGGUACUGAAAUGGCUGACCUCAUUCAGGGGGGCCUUAUUGGACUACUUCGCGGUAUAGAGAAAUUUGAUCACUCAAGAGGAUUCAAAAUCUCAACUUAUGUUUAUUGGUGGAUUCGUCAGGGCGUCUCCCGAGCAUUAGUUGAGAAUUCAAGAACCUUAAGAUUGCCCAUACAUCUACAUGAAAGACUGAGUAUGAUCCGUAAUGCAAAAAUCAAGCUUAGAGAGAAUGGAAUAACUCCAUCAAUUGAAAAAAUAGCUGAAUGCCUUAACAUGUCCCAGAAGAAAGUCAGGAAUGCAACUGAGGCAAGCAGCAAGGUAUUUUCACUUGAUCGGGAAGCAUUUCCCUCUUUAAAUGGACUUCCUGGAGAAACACUUCAUAGCUACAUUGCUGAUAAUCGCCUGGAGAACAACCCGUGGCAUGGAGUUGAUGAAUGGACGCUCAAGGAUGAAGUAAACAACCUCAUUUCCUCAACUCUUAGGGAACGCGAGAGAGAUAUUAUCCGACUGUACUAUGGUCUGGACAAUGAGUGCCUUACCUGGGAGGAUAUUAGUAGAAGGAUAGGUUUGUCCCGAGAAAGGGUCAGGCAGGUUGGAUUAGUAGCACUUGAGAAAUUAAAACAUGCUGCUAGGAAAGGACGAUUAGAUGCAAUGUUGGUUAAACAUUGAGUACGCUUGCUGAGACCAAACUACAAACGAACUGUACAUAAAAUGUAAGGUAACCUGCAUCUCCAAUCUAUUUUCCUGAGAGGAGAACAGAUAAAGAUCUGAGAGACAUUAUUCAUCCACUUCCCUGCUCUCCUCCCAAGCCUCCAAUUCUUACGAGAAGAGUCAGAAAGAUGUAGGGAAGGUUUUUGUGCUUCAUAUCUUUUAGGAUAUCUCUGUGUUUAUUGAGAUAGGAGAUAGUUAAAAGCAGAUACUGUAUAUACGUUCCUUGUGUUGACUUCUUUCAUACAGUUGAUGUGAUAAUAUCCAUUUUAUAUGAUGUAUCUUGAUUAAAGACAGUUUCGAAAAUGUUAAUUGACUUUGUACAUA
Lycium ferocissimum is the source of this 2229-nucleotide messenger RNA. Its product is annotated as RNA polymerase sigma factor sigA-like. Gene Ontology annotation, biological process: DNA-templated transcription initiation; regulation of DNA-templated transcription. The record is from RefSeq and is a predicted model, not a curated record. Bases 346 to 1863 code for a protein of 505 amino acids. The transcript has 10 exons. Gene Ontology annotation, molecular function: DNA-binding transcription factor activity. Lineage: Eukaryota; Viridiplantae; Streptophyta; Magnoliopsida; Solanales; Solanaceae.